UCUCCCCAAUAUACCCAAAUACUAGGUACCGACUAGGGUUUCAUACAGAAAAAAGACAAUCUCCACAGAGUGCGGCAUCAGAGAGAGAGGGAGAGCGCAAUAUGGGUUCGCGUGAGAAGGACCAGCCGACACCGCACCUGAGCAGCCUAGUUGUACGGCCUACUGACAGUGGCGGAGAAAAUGGAGGUGGNGGUGCCGGUAGCGACUACGAGCCAGGUGAGGUUCGUCGGGAUGCACCGCCGUAUUCACGUUCCGAUCGAUUCUCUGAUAGCCAUGCUGAGCACUUUGCCUGGUGCAAGAACUUUGCUCUUGAAGAAGGCACAUGGUGGGGUUCUGGAUAUAGAGCGCAUGCAGGUUCUGUUUCACCUGUGCGCCAUAGGAAUGCAGAUCAUCGGUAUAGUACUGAUUUUGAUCAUUCAGGUGGCCCACCACGUAGUCAUGGAUUUGGUAGCGGUAGAGAUCCUGGUAGACAUCGAGACUAUUCACCCCCUUAUGGUCGUGGGAGACACUCUGGCAGGUUUGUGGGCAGAAGUUAUGAUGGACCUGGUUAUGGUGCACGGCAAGUUAGAGGAGAAGGUCUGCCUAGAAGCAAUCCAAAUGUACGGCCAAGAGAUGGUGAUUGGAUGUGCACGGAUCCCUUGUGUAACAACUUGAACUUUGCGAGACGAGAGAACUGUAACAAGUGCAAAAGGCCUCGAUAUGCACCUCCAGGGAGUCCUCGGAGGGGUUAUCCCAGCCCUCCUCCCCAUCAUCGCAAUCCUGGCCCCCCAAUCAACCGUUCUCCAGGAAGGUUUGUGAAUGGGUAUAGGUCCCCUCCUCGUGGCUGGGCUAGAGAUGACCCCCGAGAUUUCAGAGCUGGGGUUCCUCAUUCCAGAUAUGAAGGGAGGUUUGCAGAUCCGCCAAUCCGUAGAGAUAGGCCUGAUUUUGCUGAUGCUGAUGGUAGGGACCGAAGUAGGUUUGAACGGCCUCCAGCCUUGGAUUGGGGACAUAGAGAGCGUGGGAGAGACAGCUAUUUGAGUGAGAGAAAAGGUUAUGAAAGGCGAACACCAUCUCCACCUCAUCCACCAGUACUACCACCUCGUGGCCAAUGGCCCCGUGAUAUCAGGGAAAGAAGCCGUUCUCCAGUGAGAGGUGGACCACCACCCAAAGACUAUCGCCGUGAUAUAUACAUGGGAAGGGGACGAGAUGAUCGGAGGGUUGGACGAGGUGCAUAUUAGCUGUUGUUGAAAUGAUUAUAUUUGUUGAACUGUGUUUACUGGUUAGCAGAGGUAAAACGACACAAAUAUUUUCCUAGAACUAGUAUUAUCCAAGCACAUAUUUUCUAUCAAGUUCAGAAUCCGUUUAUGUAACUUUAAAUUGUGCAGGCAUUUGCAAUUGCUGAACCAGAUAUAGAUUUUUGGGAAUUCCCUUUGCCUCAAAACAUAUUACCUCAUUU
Messenger RNA from Solanum tuberosum (potato), 1435 nucleotides. Its product is annotated as RNA-binding protein EWS. Gene Ontology annotation, molecular function: RNA binding. The record is from RefSeq and is a predicted model, not a curated record. The coding region runs from base 102 to 1217 and encodes 371 amino acids. Gene Ontology annotation, biological process: regulation of DNA-templated transcription. Lineage: Eukaryota; Viridiplantae; Streptophyta; Magnoliopsida; Solanales; Solanaceae. The transcript has 5 exons.